UGCUACGGAAAAAAAUACUUUGUCAGUCGUGUUUAAUAAUUAAAACUACAGGAUUUAUAAAAAUUAGUUUUACUGAGGUAAAGACGUGAACACUGAUGUGCCUUUUUUAGAAGGCUGAUAGAGAAACUGCAUUAGUUGCGUUACAUAACGCAGAGACGUAAUUGCUAAAAAUAAAGAUAAGUGAGGAACUUGGUCAGGAUUUUUUUAAAUGGCAAGUGUGUGUGUAUUUGUCUAGUGUGGGAUGGCUUGUGGCAUCAGAUUGUUCUUUGUGGUUUCUCAUCUCUCUAUUUUGUAAACUAUAAUAUUGUCAUAGCUUUUUUGUGAAUGCAGUAGAGAAAAAAAUACAUAAUAAGCAUAAUGGAAGGUGACCAGGCAGGCACCUUAAAGUGCAUGAUUUACUUACCUGUUUUUCAGGAGAAGCAAGUAUAUUUCUGCUAGCCCUGGUAUUUUUUUUUUGACCCUGUUCUUAAAAACAUCACUGAUGGGUAAUCCUGUGGAUUACCUCAAAGCUAAACCAGUUUGACUGUUUGAAUAUCCUCACAGGUAGAUACUGUUGCAGGGCUGUCCAUAAUAGGUCAAUAAAAGCAUGAAAACAUACUUAACUUUCAAGUAUUGUGGGGUAAUUUACAUAACAAGUAUCACAACAUACCCUUUCAGUAGGAAGAAAAUCUAAUCAUGGCACCAUCAGGAAGGAAGCAUGGAGGAAAAGCUGGUAAACAAGCACAGGAAGAUCCACCCAUACCAGCUUAUGAUUUUCAGGAGGAAAGAAAAGAGCUGAGUGGAUCAGAGGAAGAUAUUAGAGAAGGUGAAACACCAGUAAUGGAGAAGCAUGGAAAGAAAAGACCUUUGGUGAAUACUCAUGUGAUUCCAGAUGAUGUGGGGGGUGAAGUACAGAACAUGCUAGAAAGAUUUGGAGCUGACAUUAACAAGGCUCUAUUAGCUAAGAGGAAAAGGUUAGAAAUGUAUACGAAAGCCUCACUCAAAACCAGUAACCAGAAGAUUGAACAUGUUUGGAAAACACAGCAGGAGCAAAGGCAGAAGCUCAAUCAUGAGUUCUCCCAGCAGUUCCUGACUUUAUUUCAGCAAUGGGAUGCAGAUGUGCAGAAAGCUGAGGAGCAAGAAGAAAAACUAGCGAAUAUGUUUCGUCAGCAACAGAAGGUUUUUCAACAGGCAAGAAUUGUUCAAAGUCAGAGACUGAAAACCAUUAAGCAACUCUAUGAGCAAUUCUUAAAGAGCAUGGAAGAGCUGGAGAAGAGCAACGAAAAUCUUCUAGCUGGUGCACAAAGUGAACUUCGCAAAGAAAUGGCUCUGUUGCAGAAGAAGAUUAUGAUGGACACUCAACAGCAGGAGAUGGCAACUGUUCGCAAGUCUCUUCAGUCCAUGUUAUUCUGA
Apus apus (common swift) is the source of this 1392-nucleotide messenger RNA. RefSeq names its product synaptonemal complex protein 3 (gene SYCP3). The transcript is spliced from 8 exons. NCBI's taxonomy places the organism in Eukaryota, Metazoa, Chordata, Aves, Apodiformes, Apodidae. Gene Ontology annotation, biological process: meiotic cell cycle; spermatid development. Gene Ontology annotation, cellular component: synaptonemal complex. The record is from RefSeq and is a predicted model, not a curated record. Bases 676 to 1392 code for a protein of 238 amino acids.